AUGACUCAACUCACUUCCGUGGCUGUCUCGUCCCAGCAAACAAGCGGCCAGAGCGCUUCUGCUUGUUCUGCUCAACCCUCCGAGGACAAGAAGCCCGAGGCGGUCAAGCUGGAACUCGAGGGGGUGAAUCUCGCCUUUGACAUCUCCACCAAGGCGAUCGGCACUUUGCAUUGGCUUCUACAUCUGGGAGCGCCCGUUGAGGGCCGAACCCUGACGGCGUUGGGCUGCGACAACGGACUGUGGAUCGGUUACCCCGGUUUAGCAGCAUCAUGGGCCAAGGUUGGCAGCUUCACCCUGGUCACGCAGGGAGCAGUAAUCGAACAAGUCGGACUUCUUGUCAUGAUGGCGAACAGAGUGUUGCAUGCGUGCAGGAUCCGCGAUUUGAUCGCAUGGAAAGAGGAAGCGUCGCAUCCGGAGCCGAACUGGCAGAUACCCAGCGGCGAGCACGAUAUCGACUACUUUUCAGUGGGUCAACCCGAGGGUUAUGAAAUCCUCAUCAUAUACGGAAGGAAGAGCAAAGAUGGUAAAACAAGCCGAUUCACGACGUUGGAAGUCGUGGAAGAUGCCAUCCUCAACGAUCAGAAGUCACGGUUUCUUCAACGAGGUCCCGCUUGGUUCAAAGUAAAGCAGCACUUUAUCAUGGACUGCAACGCCCGCGACGUCAUUUUUCUCCGCAAAAAGAUCGCCGUAGUCGAAGACAAGGGCUUCUCCGUUAUGGACCUGGCUGAGCACGAGAGCGUUCGAAUCCCACAAGGGGUGGAGGAGGAUGAGGAGGAUGGCGCUUCGGGAGCCUUUCCGCACGCCAUACAGCGAUUGAGUGAGAGCAUGCCGCUGGUGAUGAUCCCGUAUAAUGGAAGUUUUCUGCUGUGCUACGACGACUGCGGGGUGCAAGUGGACCCUCGAGGAGACCCGCUAGGAAAGGUCAUAGAAUGGGAAGGAACAGCCAACGCUUUCGCACUGAUAUGGUCGCGACUUCUCCUCUUCAAGAACAGCGGCGUGGAGGCGCGCUACCCAGAUACGGGUCGUCUGGAUCGCGUCCUUCGCAAUGGUUACGUGCGGUGCCUGUACGACGGUCGCCGCCAAGUUUACCUUCGCACCAAAGAACCAAAUGGAUCGUCUGAACCAUCGAAGGCGCAUCCGGUCUACGGAGCUACGGAAGAAUCUGGCCAAGUUCGCGUAAUUCGUUUCAAAGAGUUGUCGUAG
Molecule: messenger RNA, 1203 nt
Organism: Punctularia strigosozonata HHB-11173 SS5
Lineage: Eukaryota; Fungi; Basidiomycota; Agaricomycetes; Corticiales; Punctulariaceae
Exons: 8
Coding region: 1-1203 (400 amino acids)
Source: RefSeq, a predicted model, not a curated record